Neoarius graeffei (lesser salmon catfish) is the source of this 1650-nucleotide messenger RNA. RefSeq names its product solute carrier family 12 member 3-like. The record is from RefSeq and is a predicted model, not a curated record. Gene Ontology annotation, molecular function: sodium:potassium:chloride symporter activity. NCBI's taxonomy places the organism in Eukaryota, Metazoa, Chordata, Actinopteri, Siluriformes, Ariidae. Gene Ontology annotation, biological process: chloride ion homeostasis; sodium ion homeostasis; sodium ion transmembrane transport. Gene Ontology annotation, cellular component: membrane.
AUGAGAGGACAUGAUGAGAUGAUCAACCUCACUUCAUUCAGAGGCCAAUACUCUGCCUCUCCAGCACUCAAUGGUGGAGACAACCGUCAGUACACUAUAGAGGACAAUGGUAGUCAUGACCUAAAUGGAGUGACCUCGUGUGGCUCUGCUGUGCUCUCUGGAUAUGAUGCACUAGAUUCUCUACCUAGUUAUGACUUUUAUGCCAACACAGAGGGUUUUGAGAGAAUGAAAAAAUUACAACCCUCUCUCUUUCAACUUCACUCCAACCAGGAGGUAGAUGGUACUCGAUCAUGUUGGCUCCCACCUCUGUAUGAGGAGAUGAGUGGUAACAAAGAGAACCCUGAUGAUGAAGAGCCUGCAGAACCUCCUCCAGAGCCCACUCUCUGGGCGCAGGGGGUCAUGAUUCGCUGUAUGCUCAACUUCUGGGGAGUGAUUCUGUACCUGAGGCUUCCUUCGAUCACAUCUCAAGCUGGAAUUGGUUUGACUUGGAUUAUUAUCCUGCUUUCCUCCUGCAUCACUGGGAUCACUGGCCUCUCUACCUUUGCUGUUGCUACCAAUGGCAAAGUCAAAGGAGGUGGCACUUAUUUCCUGAUCUCACGCAGUUUGGGUCCAGAGCUGGGAGGAUCCACUGGACUGAUGUUUGUGUUUGCUAAUGCAGUGGCUGUAGCUAUGCACACUGUAGGCUUUGCUGAGACUGUACAAGUGCUAAUGCAGGAGAAUGGAACAAGCAUUGUAGACCCCCUCAGUGACAUCCGCAUCAUUGGUGUCACCUGUCAGCUGGCAAUUUCUUUCGCUGGUAUGAAGUGGGAGUCCAAGGCCCAGGUUUUGUUCUUCUUGGUUAUCAUGGUUUCCUUCGCAAACUACAUUGUUGGUGCCAUCAUCCCUGCCACUCCUCAGAAGCAAGCUAAAGGCUUCUUCAGCUACAGAGUGGAUAUUUUUGCAGAAAACUUCGUGCCCAGCUGGCGCGGGCCAGAAGGCAGCUUCUUUGGCAUAUUCUCCAUCUUCUUUCCCUCAGCCACAGGCAUUCUUGCAGGAGCCAAUAUCUCUGGAGACCUGAAGGCAAGACCCACAAUGCUGGUCAUUUUCUGGACCACCAUAUCUUAUCUCAUCAUCUCUGCAACCAUUGGCUCAUGUGUAGUGCGUGAUGCUUCUGGUAAUCUCAGUGACACUCUUAUCACUGGAUCUGAUGGUGAGGACUGCCUGGGGACUGCCUGUAAAUAUGGCUGGAACUUUUGUGACUGCACUGCCAACAAGAUCUGCACUUACGGUAUGGCCUUACAUCUUUGCAAGGACAAGUUGUAUCCAGGGAUUGACUUUUUUUUUUUUGGAAAGGCCUACGGAAAGAACGAUGAGCCAUACAGAAGCUCUCUUUUAACGUACAUCAUUGCUGUCAGCUUCAUUCUCAUUGCUGAGCUGAAUACUAUUGCUCCUAUCAUCUCCAACUUUUCCCUGCACUCAAUCAACUUCAGCUGUUUCCAUGCCUCCAUCACCAGCUCUCCAGGUUGGCGUCCCUCAUUUCGGUUUUACAGCAACUGGCCGUCUCUAGUGGGCGCUGUGGUGUCAGUGGUCAUCAUGUUCUUGCUUACCUGGUGGGCCUCUCUCAUUGCCAUUGGGAUAGUGCUCUUCCUAUUGGGAUACAGAACAGGUUGA